This is a messenger RNA of Schizosaccharomyces octosporus yFS286, 1258 nucleotides long. RefSeq names its product RNA export factor Rsm1. Gene Ontology annotation, molecular function: zinc ion binding. Gene Ontology annotation, cellular component: nucleus. The transcript has a single exon. NCBI's taxonomy places the organism in Eukaryota, Fungi, Ascomycota, Schizosaccharomycetes, Schizosaccharomycetales, Schizosaccharomycetaceae. The record is from RefSeq and is a predicted model, not a curated record. The coding region runs from base 244 to 1134 and encodes 296 amino acids.
CAGACAUCUCAUCUCCCACAUGAUAAACAAUAGAGAAACUAACUACAAAAGGUUAAAAACGUUUGCAGAAGGUUUUAGGGGUCUCUUUUUAUAAGAAAUUUUUAAAAUUUUAUCUUUUAGGCUGGGAAAGCCAUAGGUGGAAACUUUUUUUCUCUAAUUUCACUACUGUCAUUAUAUUUUUUUAUUGGGAUGUAUCCCAUAAACCUACAUUAUAAUAACGCUACUAUAUAUUUGAAAUAGAAAAUGGCAAUUCCAUCGGAUUGGGAGUUUAAAGAGGUUUUGGAUCAAUUGGAUAAAGUAGAUGAGCGAACUGAACAUGUUUUAGCCAGUACAAUAGAAAACUCUUCAUGCAAAUAUAAAGCAUGGAGUCUUAAAGACUUUUUACGACGUUUAAAAACAUACCGAAACCGGUGGUCGCUUACUUAUGAUCCCAAAUUGGGUGAAGUCAAUUGUUGUAGACAUGGUUGGCUUUGUGACUCUUAUGACAAAUUAACAUGCGAUAUAUGCAAUAGAAGGAUUGAUUUGAAUUUUUUACAGAAUAUUAUUGAUUCAAACGAGCUUUCUUGGGAGCUUCCCCAAAAGGUUAGAGAUCGUAUUGAACAGUCUCUAAUUCAUGAACAUCAAGAUGGUUGCUUAUACAAGAAAAUGAGUUUUCCAGAAAAUAUUUAUGAACUAAAUAUAUCUACGGAGAUUUUAAAUGCUAAGAGGAGGAUUAAAAGGACAUCUCCUUGUUCAGUACAACUCCAUAUUCCGAAAGAAAUGACUCAAGAGCGACUGAUCAAAGUUGCUGAACGAUUUAAUUAUGACAUAUCUAACGACCAUUGUCUCUCGGUGGUUGGGAUUGCGUUGACUGGUUGGACUGAGCAAUUGUCAGGGCAAUUGUACGAGUGCGAAUAUUGCCAUCGAAGAGUCGGUGUUUGGAAUUUACAACAAGAUGAUCAAUCAUUUGAUGUUAUUGAUCAACAUAGACUAAAUUGCCCUUGGAGGAGAGCCUUCCGAAAUAGCCAACUACAGGGAUGGCAGAUCAUCUUGCAACUGUUGACGAUGGAAACGAUUUUCGACCAAAUUGAUACAGAAAAAGAUUAUACUCAUUGGUUCGAUAUGGCUUCAAUAACUGUACAAGAAUUACGAUAACGUACGAAUGUCGUUGCAGCUAUGCAGCAUAAAACUAAAUUUACUUCUGUAUAUCUAGCGAAUAGGAUAAAUAAAACAAAUAAUUUAUUAUAAAAUUAUAAAUAGAUCUUCAAUUAGAUUAAUU